AUGCCGGCAUUGGCUAAGUGCAGACUCAGCCAUGCAUCCUCGCUCGACGAGUUCGAUCCAGAGUCCUGGGAGCCAGAGCCUCAAAGCGAUUCAGACGAGGAUUUUACGCCGUCGAAGAAACCGGCAAAGCGCGCUCGCUCUUCCGCCACAAAAAGGAAGAGCACUUGCAAUCCGUCCGGUCAACGCACUACAACUUAUUCUUCGACUCCUUCAGCUAGGAAUGGGACGUCCAACGCAGUACUCGCAAAAACGGAUCUUCAAGCACUAAGUAAAGCGGAGCUCGUCUCCCAAUACCUCGCACUGCAAGAUCAACUGAGACAAGCGGAGAAGAAGGCAGGGCGUGCGACACCGCAGCAGAUCGAGGAGCAGGCGAGGAAACUGCGCUCGCUGCUGGAUUCGGGGAUCCAAACACUCAUGACUUGGAAGCCCUCCUGCAACUGGGACAGCGCAAGGUUCAGCUACGAGGGCAUGGUGUCAUGCCCCGAAAUAUUCUACCGCGCCUUCGACAUCCGGCCAGAUGCGCGCUACAAAGAGACGGAACGCCUAGGGUGA
Trematosphaeria pertusa is the source of this 552-nucleotide messenger RNA. RefSeq lists its product as uncharacterized. The transcript has 2 exons. Lineage: Eukaryota; Fungi; Ascomycota; Dothideomycetes; Pleosporales; Trematosphaeriaceae. The record is from RefSeq and is a predicted model, not a curated record. Bases 1 to 552 code for a protein of 183 amino acids.